This is a messenger RNA of Dermatophagoides pteronyssinus (European house dust mite), 1092 nucleotides long. RefSeq names its product 5'-AMP-activated protein kinase subunit beta-1 (gene alc). Gene Ontology annotation, cellular component: nucleotide-activated protein kinase complex; cytoplasm; nucleus. Gene Ontology annotation, biological process: signal transduction. The record is from RefSeq and is a predicted model, not a curated record. Gene Ontology annotation, molecular function: protein kinase binding. NCBI's taxonomy places the organism in Eukaryota, Metazoa, Arthropoda, Arachnida, Sarcoptiformes, Pyroglyphidae.
AGGCGCAGUUUGGUUGCAUUUGGUUACGAACAUGACAAUAAUCGAUGAAUGUUUUCAUCUGAUGUUGAUGCGCCACAAUACAUAGCAUCUUUAUAAAUUGGAUUACCUAAUAAUCAAAUGCAAAUUAUUACUUAAGUAAUGGGAAACGCAAAUACUAACAAUUCAAAACAACGCAUCGAACGGCCAUACUCGAUCGAUGUUUAUAAUGGCGGUGGUGGUGGUUUAGAUGGCCGUCGGGAAUCACCAAGACCUGGCGAGGAUGGUAAAACAUUCGAUUUCAGCACAAAACGACGGCCAGUACUUUGUUAUCAGAAUUCAUGUGAUUAUAGUGGCGAAGAUAAUGGUGAUGAUUAUAAAAAUUAUCUGGACACAUCCAGUCAAGGUAUCAAUGCAUUGAAUGAUCAAAUGCUACCAACCGUAUUCAAAUGGGAUGGUGGUGGUAAGGAUGUUUACAUUACGGGCACGUUUUCCGAUUGGAAACCAGUACGAAUGGUUCAAAGUCAAGGUGAUUUUGUUACCAUUAUCGAUAUACCUGAGGGAGUUCAUAAAUAUAAAUUCCUAGUGGAUGGUAUUGAAAAAAUUGAUAAAAGCGCUAAAUUGGAUGAUCACCAGUCCAACAAUGUAUUGAAUGUUGAUAAAUCGGAUUUCGAAGUAUUUGAAGCAUUGGCCAUGGAUUUGGCAUCCAACAAUAACAAUUCGAAUGCAACCAAUGCUAAUUCUACAAGUAAUGCAUUAUCGGGAUCACCACCCGGUUCAUAUUCACAAACUAUACCAACUUUUUCACACGAUUCCACUACUAGUGGUUCCGGUGGUAAUCAAAGUGGUCCACCAAUAUUGCCACCACAUCUUUUACAGGUUAUCCUGAAUAAUCCUUCGGUAAAUUUUGGUGAACCAACUCUAUUGCCUCAACCUAAUCAUGUUAUGUUGAAUCAUUUGUAUGCCUUAUCUAUCAAGGAUGGAGUAAUGGUUUUAAGUGCUAUACAUCGGUAUCGUAAAAAAUACGUUACAACCAUGCUAUACAAGCCAAUCUAAAUGGAUCUGAAUGGAUGUUAAUAGUCUUCGGUUAUCUUGUUUGUUUUGCGUGAUUUGAUC